GGGUUACAGCUGUGUGGAAAAUAGUCGGUCGAUAUUCGCAUGUCGGCAUUUACUCAGUAGCUAUGUAGUGUAGCUUACUUAAAAUAACGUAGCUGGAAGUCGAUUUUAUAAUGUAUACUCCACUGGAAAAGAUAGGUUUGAUUUGUUUGUCGGUCAUUGCCUUCCAGAUAGCCCGAACAAUUAUACGACUUCUUUACAAUAAUCUGAUCGGACCAGCUAUGAAGAGAAAUGUGAAUUUAAAAGAAAUGGGACGCUGGGCAGUGGUGACUGGAGCUACUGAUGGUGUUGGCAAGGCUUAUGCUAAAGCUCUGGCUAAACUGGGGAUUGACAUCAUUCUGAUAAGCCGGACAAAGACAAAGCUAGAAGCUGUUGCCGCUGAAAUUGAGUCUCAAUACCAUGUCAAUACCAAAAUCAUUGAGGCAGACUUCUCUAAUGACUCGCAUGAUGCGUACCAUACUAUAGAAAAGGAACUCUUUGGAAUGGAAAUUGGCAUCCUGAUAAAUAAUGUUGGCAUGAGCUACCCUUACCCUGAAUACUUCCUGGAACUUCCAGAUCGAGAUAAAGUGUAUCCACAGAUAAUUAAGUGUAACAUCUCUUCUGUGACCAACAUGACAAUGAUGAUUUUGCCUCAGAUGGUUGAACGUAAAAAGGGUGUUGUGGUGAAUGUUUCAUCAACUGCGGCUAUUAUUCCAAGCCCAAUGUUGACAAUUUAUGGGGCAUCUAAGGCUUUUAUUGAGAAGUUCUCAAAGGAUCUCGCAUGUGAAUAUGGAAAACGCGGAAUUGUCAUCCAGUGUAUUUUGCCAGGAUAUGUUGCUACAAAAAUGAGCAAGAUCAAACGUUCCACAUGGAUGGCACCAACACCAGACGUCUUUGUUGAGCAUGCUCUUCGCUCGACCGGAAUUCAACAGCAAACCACCGGAUAUUUCCCACACACUCUAAUGGUUGGUGCAAUAAACUUCAUGGGCUGCAUUUCACCAUCAUUUGCUCAAUGGGUAAUUGUGCGCACUAUGGAAACCAUCCGAGGCAGAGCAUUAAAUCGGUGUCAACGAUAGUGUGACAUUAACUUCACAUUUCUGUCAGACAUUCAUUACAGAUGGUUCAGUUUUCUUGUUUACAUGCAUUUAUUUUUAUAAUUACAUAUCGUAAUUUAUCUAAAUAAAGUUUUACAUCUGACACUAAUUCUAGAAACAUGAAUUUUAUAGGCAGACAGGAUUUACCUUAAUGUAGGCAUGAAUUUAAGGAACUCACUUUGAAUAUUAGUUUUGAAUCUCUUAAAGUUCUAUAACAAGGGAGAAUUUAUUUCACUAAUGCAAUUGCAUGUCACAAUCUUACACUGAGGGAGUGAUUACGUUUAAGAACAUAAAGUUGUGCAUGUGCAUGAAGUUGAUUUUCUUUUUAAACAAUAAAAGAAAGAGUAGAUUUUAA
Molecule: messenger RNA, 1425 nt
Organism: Zootermopsis nevadensis
Lineage: Eukaryota; Metazoa; Arthropoda; Insecta; Blattodea; Termopsidae
Gene: spidey
Product: hydroxysteroid 17-beta dehydrogenase 12 spidey
Cellular component (GO): endoplasmic reticulum
Molecular function (GO): oxidoreductase activity
Source: RefSeq, a predicted model, not a curated record